Scleropages formosus (Asian bonytongue) is the source of this 3227-nucleotide messenger RNA. It is a transcript of the gene prickle2b, whose product is annotated as prickle homolog 2b. The transcript is spliced from 9 exons. The coding region runs from base 25 to 2775 and encodes 916 amino acids. NCBI's taxonomy places the organism in Eukaryota, Metazoa, Chordata, Actinopteri, Osteoglossiformes, Osteoglossidae. Gene Ontology annotation, molecular function: zinc ion binding. The record is from RefSeq and is a predicted model, not a curated record.
CAUUCAGGCGUCGCCAGGCAGCCGAUGGGUGCGCGCGCACAGCUGUGGGGAUCCGCUCGCACGCGCGCUGAAAGAGAGUCUCUCUCUGUCGCGUCCGCACGUCCCGCGAUGUUCGCCCGCGGUUCUAGAAAGAGGAGCUCCAACGUGUCGUUCAGCCUGCUGGACGACCCUGACCGCGGGCAGCCCUGCGCCGCAUGUGGACAUCGGUGUCCCGGCUUCGUCCUGCACAGCUGGAGGAAGAUCUGUCUGCACUGUAAGUGUCCGCGGGAAGAGCAUGUGGUUGCCGUGAUGCCCUUGGAGAUGGAGAAAACGGUCACCAAGCUGAUGUACGACUUCCAGAGGAACUCCACCUCGGACGACGACUCGGGAUGCGCCUUGGAGGAGUACGCUUGGGUCCCCCCCGGACUCAAACCGGAACAGGUUCACCAGUACUACAGCUCGCUCCCGGAGGACAAGGUGCCUUACGUGAACAGCGCGGGCGAGAAGUACCGCAUCAAGCAGCUCCUGCACCAACUACCUCCACAUGACAAUGAGGUGCGUUACUGCAACACUCUGGAUGAUGAAGAAAAGCGGGAGCUCAAGCUGUUCAGUAACCAGCGCAAGCGGGAGAAUCUUGGUCGGGGGAACGUCAGACCGUUUCCUGUGACAAUGACUGGGGCCAUCUGUGAGCAGUGUGGCGGCCAGAUAAACGGAGGAGACAUCGCGGUGUUCGCAUCGCGUGCGGGCCAUGGCGUCUGCUGGCACCCGCAGUGUUUUGUGUGCAGUGUUUGUGAUGAGCUGUUGGUGGACCUCAUCUACUUCUAUCAGGAUGGAAAGAUCUACUGUGGGAGGCACCAUGCCGAGCGGUUGAAGCCCCGCUGCUCUGCCUGCGAUGAGAUCAUCUUUGCAGAUGAGUGUACGGAGGCGGAAGGCCGCCACUGGCACAUGAAGCACUUCUGCUGCUUUGAAUGCGAGGCGGCGUUGGGUGGCCAGCGCUAUAUCAUGAAGGAGGGCCGGCCGUACUGCUGCACCUGCUUUGAGUCGCUCUACGCGGAGUACUGUGACUCGUGUGGAGAGCAUAUAGGUAUCGACCAGGGCCAGAUGACUUACGACGGGCAGCACUGGCAUGCGACAGAGUCGUGCUUUUGCUGUGCCCGCUGCAAGAAGUCCUUAUUGGGACGUCCCUUCUUGCCCAAGCAGGGGCAGAUCUUCUGCUCGCGCUCUUGUAGCAUGGGCGAGGAGCCCGAUGCCUCCGAUUCUUCUGAUUCUGCCUUCCAGAGUGCGCGCUCUCGUGAGUCCCGCCGCAGUACCAAGGUGGGCAAGAAUGGUGGCGGGUCAGAGGCCCGCCAGCCGACACUGCUGGGGCUACCAAGCCGCUUCCCACCUGACGUUGAUCCGCUCUCCCUUCAAAUGGAUCUCCUAAGCCUCUCCAGCCAGGCACCCAGCCUGACCCGCGAACCGCCAGCAUGGAAGAGCCAGAGUGAGCUGUAUUCGUUGGAGGGCCGUGCAGAUGCUACACCCAGCCCUCUGCAGCUCCUUAGUCAGUGCAACAUGAGGACAGGCUAUAGCCCCACCUUGAGUCCUGGGAACACUCCAGACUCCAGGGCACAGGAGUCCGGUAGCGCUAAGCGGCCCUCGGUAGCAGCUGUGAAGGGGCAGUCUGUGAACGAGAACUGGUUUCACCCAGAACAGAGUGACUACUUUCCACCGAAACCGAAAACCCAGAACACGAUCGAGGCCCCCUCCCGCAAUGGAUUCUCUGACAAACGCUCCAUCAGCCUGCACGUCUUCCAGAGAGAUGUGGAAGCUGUGCCUCAGCUGGGCCGAACCAGGAAUCCUAUCAGCGCACUUAGCUUUACUGGUCAGCUGACCCCCCUGGAGCAGACCCCAAGGGGUUCUAUGGAAUCUCUUGCCCUAUCCAAUGCAACAGGGACGUCUGUGGAUGGCGGCACCAAGCGGCAGGAGCACUUGUCCAGGUUUUCCAUGCCAGACUUGAGUAAGGAUUCCGGUAUGAAUGUGUCAGAGAAAAGCAACAUGGGCACCCUCAACUCUUCGGUCCAGUUCCGCAGCACAGAGUCUCUGCGGAGCUUGAACUCUGCCCAGCCGUACAGCGGCCUGGAGCAGUCGGGGCAGCUCGAGUACCCGCUGCGCUAUCGAGAGUCACCCCGCCUCCCGCAGGGCUUUGCCUUCCAGGAGGAGGAUCGGCUGAGCCUGACGAGCAGUGCCAAUAACGCACGGCUGGCCCCCACAAGUGAGCGGAUACGGCGGCGCGCAGGCGUGCUGGAGGAACCGCCUCGCCGUCGGCACCACCACCGGCGCCGCCGUUCUAGACGCUCCCGUUCUGAGAAUGCUCUGCACCUUGCGGCUGAGCGCCGUGGCCCUGCUCAGGAGCGCCCGCCGCUGCGAGUCUGCGAGGACUACGACCGCUUCAGCUCGAGGGACCCGUUCGGCGGAGGCGGUCGCCUACGGCAAGGUGCUCGUCGACAGUGUCCACGGACCACUUCGGACCUCACCCUCCAAAAUCCCGGUAGUCAUCGUCUGGGGCCGUACCACUGGGAUGAUUAUGAGGACGAGGACGACUGGUGCUCCACCUGUUCCUCCUCCUCCGAGUCAGAUGACGAGGGAUACUUCCUGGGCGAGCCCAUCCCCCGGCCAGUGCAGUUGCGCUACCUGACCGGCGAAGAGCUGCUGCACAAGUACACUUCUGCAGGAAUCGGGGGCCCUGGCUCUCUGGGGGGCCAUGGCCAGCUCCACACACGCAAACGCAGGAAAAGUAAGAACUGCACCAUUUCAUAAGGCACUGGUGGGGGCACCAGCUGGAAACAUUCGCAUCAAGGGUGGAAUGUUUCCAAGCACGGCUGCAGUACAACUUUUUCCUCCAGGGGCAAAAAAGGCCACAAAUUCGCAACUGCAUUUAGUAUCGUAAGGUUUACAGUGAGUGAUAUUCAGUAAGGCAUCUGACAACACAAGUACUUUGCAUGCUUUACAUUAACUGUUGCAGUUUUGUCUCAUUUCUUGCACUUAACAACUAACAUGUAACAAAGGAUAUCUUGUUAACUUUCCUGCUUGGGCUCUGUAAAAGUUCAGUAAAGUUCUGCUAUGUGGUUUUAAUAGUUACUGUUGAAUUAAACUCUAUGAUGUGUAUAUACAGAUUCCUUAAGUUAAUGUUCUUUGUAAAUAUGUAAAUUAUGUAUUUUUAUAUUUUGUAUUGAUAGAAUCAUUUCUGUAUCAUAUAAUGUAGAGAUAGA